Xylaria bambusicola is the source of this 1272-nucleotide messenger RNA. RefSeq lists its product as uncharacterized. Bases 1 to 1272 code for a protein of 423 amino acids. Lineage: Eukaryota; Fungi; Ascomycota; Sordariomycetes; Xylariales; Xylariaceae. The transcript has a single exon. The record is from RefSeq and is a predicted model, not a curated record.
AUGUCGACUCCUAGAGAACAACAUAACGCGUCAGAAGAGCCCAAUUCCGGGCCUACGCGUAGGAUUACGCAAUCCCAAUCGCGCAUAUAUGCCCAACACGAACAAAGGCAGUCGUCGGGACAUCCUGCCGAACUCUCCUCCGACUAUUUGAAUAUUCCCAAUCAAGCAGGCCCGGCCUUGACACAUGAUACCGCGAGAGUACAUGGCCGGAAGCACAGCCGAGAGGAUUCAACCUCCGCUUCCAGCUUUAAACGGUCAAAAUCAUCUAUCUCUUGGCGAGAUAACAUAGAUAUUCUCGAAUUAUUGAUACCCAGCGUGGAACUAUACAACCCCCACGAUUACAAGACCACUCUACAGUUUUUACCUGAUGACGUUCGAUCACUAUACGAGCAGAUCCAUACUGCAUCGAUAGGAGGGGGUAUUCUGCCGGGCGAGAUUCAGGCGGAUAUUAUCGACGCAGAACCUGGACUUGGGGAACAUUAUUUCCGACCUGUGGAUGAAACGAACCUUGCCGCUUCCAAAAAGAUUUGGGAAAAAAUGAAAGAUCUAAGGUUAACGGCAUCGUCAUAUGGUCGGAGCGAAUCCUUCGAGGGUAUGCGGCAUAUAUUUGUCUUUGCGCCAUUUCUAACCCUGGUGUUUGAGGAACCCGGCAAGGCGGUUCCCCCGGUAUGCUCGCGGAUCGUUUCAAUCUCAGGAACCCCGCUCGAAGAAGAGUAUAUACCCAAGCUCAGGGUGUGUAAAGAAGAGGACAAAGACCUCCUCGAUAAGAAGAUCGAUUGGGUUGUAGCUGUGGAACUCCCAAAAUCGUCAACUCUGUAUGAUACUAUUAUACAAGCUACCGAAACCCGGAGAUUACGAGAUUUCAAUGCUACGGAGGACUAUGGGAUUCGGUAUAGCCCCAUUGCAGUAAUGAUAGAAACGAGGCCUACUAUACAGCGGUCUGAUCCUCUCGUCCUGUUGACCUGUUGGGCAGUAGCACGGCGUAAGAAAAUGCUCCAUCUUCGCCAAAAUCUCAACGACACCCGCAAUGUUCCGUCGAUACCCUUGAUCGAAAUGGUAGGGGAAACAUGGUAUCUUUACUUCGCAUGUGAUGGUGAUCGUGGGCUGCUCAAUAUCGUCGGCCCAAUUCCUAUCGGGGGAACAUUGACGUACAUCGACAUGUACAAAGCAUAUACGAUUCUGACUGCGAUUCGGGGGUGGGCGGAAACAACGUACCUGGCCGCAAUAGAAGCAUGGCUGGGAGCGGCAGAAGGGGGGCAGUCUUCAGUAUAG